Molecule: messenger RNA, 642 nt
Organism: Spirodela intermedia
Lineage: Eukaryota; Viridiplantae; Streptophyta; Magnoliopsida; Alismatales; Araceae
Source: the annotation of a GenBank genome assembly
AUGGAGGAAGGUCGGUGCCGCAGGCUGACCGGGGGGAGUCGAGUCGGGGACCUCGCUGGCGGCGCUGCCACAGCCGCUUUCUACGACGAGUAUUCCUUGGAGGAAGACUCAGCCGGGCAAGGCUACCCAUGGCCCCCCAGAUCUUACUCGUGCAGCUUCUGCAGGAGAGAAUUCCGAUCGGCCCAAGCUCUCGGCGGCCACGUGAACGUACACCGGAGAGACCGAGCCAGGCUGAAGCUGUCCUCCGCGACCCAGAUUGAGAUCGGCCUCCGCCAGAUUCCUUGCCCCCCGGGUGUUUCAGUGGGGACGUCUAGAUCACCCUCUUCUUCUUCUUUUAGGGUUUCAGGGACUUCCACCAUUGAAAGCCCUAAAGAGCAGAUCCUUGUCUCUCCUUCCUGCCUUUCACAUUUCUUCAACGAAAACCCAGAUGAAUCUUCAGUUCAGAUUCCAAUGGGGGAGGGUGAUCUCAAGGAGAAGGCGCCAGGUGGCAAAAGGAGGAAACACGACUUGACUGUUCCUCACGCUCUCCGAUUCUCUGUGGCUGGCGAGAGUCUUCUCCAAUCUCAGACACUUGGAGGUGUCUCUAUUCCCGCUGAGGAAAUAGAUCUCGAGCUUAGGCUUGGAGGAUCCGCCUUCGGCUGA